UUUCUCUCUCUUUCUCUUCUUAACAUUUGUUUCCAUAGACAAAUGCAUCCUCAAAGUUUCCGAAGAAAGGAAUUGCUUCUUAUCGAGGCCAUCCAAAAUGAAAGAAAUGCUAAACCCUAAAGAGUGAUCUUGCGGCUGAUAAAUUUUGCAAAGCAACUUCAGACUUUGGAUUUUGCAUCCAAUAUGUUCAAAUUCCUUUUGCCUUGAAUCCUUCGAGUUACAAAUAUGGUACAAUGAUUCAUUUUCCUAUACUGGACCCUCCUCCUGCCCCUAUUCUAUUCCCCACAAGGACAGAACAUAUAUAGCAAAACACUAAAAAAGGCCAUAAUAAUAUGCUCGCGAGCAAAGCUCCCUGGAAAGAGCUCUCAAUUUCAUUGCUUUUGUGCACCUUCUUUUCCUACACUUUUGCUUACACUUUCACCAUUUCUAACAACUGCCCUUUUACAAUAUGGCCUGGUACACUGUCUGGCGCGGGAACUCCUCCACUUCCCGCGACUGGCUUUCGAUUAGAUGCUGGCCAAAACAUCACAAUUCCAAGUGUACCAGGUUGGUCAGGUCGAAUUUGGGCAAGAACUGGCUGCACUUUUGAUGCAUCAGGAAUUGGUUCAUGUCAAACAGGUGAUUGUGGUGGAAAGCUCGAGUGUAGCGGUCUUGGCGCCACGCCACCUGCCUCCCUCUUUGAGAUAACUCUGGGCGUUGGAGACAACAAAGACUUCUAUGAUGUGAGCAUCGUGGACGGAUACAAUCUGCCAAUGGUUGCACUGCCCGAAGGAAUCAAUGGAGGAUGCAAUGCCACUGGUUGUCUGUCAAAUCUUAACAUGGGUUGUCCAAAAGAACUUCAGGUGGUGGGUGGCGAUGGAGAAGGGAAUGUGAUCGGUUGCAAGAGUGCAUGUGAGGCGUUUGGUUUAGACCAGUAUUGCUGUGCAGGACAGUUUGCAAAUCCAACAACUUGCCGGCCAUCUUUCUAUUCGAGCAUCUUUAAGAAUGCUUGUCCCAGGGCUUAUAGCUACGCAUUUGAUGAUGGCACUAGCACUUUCACCUGCAAGGCUUAUGACUAUGCAAUCAUCUUUUGUCCCAUGAAUGGGGUAAAGAGACCAAAUGAAGCAUCAACAGUUCCGGCUAUUGAAGUGAGUAGAAGGGGAAAGUUUGCAGGGGUGGCUUCAUCUUCCUACAUUCUCCUUCCUUUUCCAAUGCUGAUUCUCCUGCUAAUUUCCAGCUCAUAUCUCUAAGCAUCAAUCAGAAUUGCGCAACUGUUCAGCAGAAUUGGAUGCAUGAUAUAGAGCAGAGGAAUGGUACCUCAAGGAAAAGCUGGGCAUCCGUUAGAAAAUUUAGAGCCAAACAAUACUAGGUUCUGAAAAAUAUAACUAGUUUCUUGCUUGGACAAGUUAGCAUUAUUUUAGUAAGAAGUUUUACAUUGAACAUUAAAAAUAAAGAGAGGUUGAUCAAGUGUGGUACUUGGUUAAACUCAACCAAGAAGCAUUUAAAUUCAGCAGUAAUUCUCACAAGUGAAAAGAAAAAGCAAAUAAUAUCCAUCACAAGUGUACAUUUGCUCUCACAAGCAAAUAAGAUUGUCUAUGUCAAUCUUCCAGCCCGAUCUUUUUUGGUUUUUUUUCUUUGAACACUUGAGUUUCCUGUUUUACCUUUAAUUUCCUGCCUGUUCUGCCUUCUUUUGUUACACCACCUGCAUAACAAGCUUGAAUCUUCAACAAGUGAUGUUAUUAAACUAUUAUUCAUUUGCUCUCAGAAGAAUCUCCAACUAUCUUCGAGAAACGCACCUCUAAACCUAGCAAGUUUAAUGGUAGUUUACAAACAAUAUAAUUUAUCAGUAUACUAAGCAUUCACCAGAAAAUUGAAGUAAUUAACUGCUGGUGAUAAACAAAAGGAACAGAAUAUAUUACUGAUG
Molecule: messenger RNA, 1903 nt
Organism: Nicotiana tabacum (common tobacco)
Lineage: Eukaryota; Viridiplantae; Streptophyta; Magnoliopsida; Solanales; Solanaceae
Product: pathogenesis-related thaumatin-like protein 3.5
Source: RefSeq, a predicted model, not a curated record